AUGCCCCGCCCCGGGGCCCAGAUUCUGGCGUCCGGGGGCGGACGGAAGACGCCCGGCCCGUCUACCCGCCCCGGGCCGCGUCUGUUCCGACAGGCGGGGCUGCCAGAGCAAAAGGGGAGAGGGAAGGCCACCCGGCCUGGGACCUGCCCCGGGCGUUCCACCCUCGAACGCAAGCCUUCAGCUUCCUCCCUCAGGCACAGGAGUCCGGGGUCUCGGCCUCUCCUCCCUCAGACCCAGGAGUACAGGUUCCCAGUCCCUCAGACCCAGGAGUCCGGGCCCCCUCCACCCCCUCCUCCCUCAGACCCGGAAUCUGACCUGAACUCUCUGUACCCCUCCCCAGGUGUUUGCCGACUGCUCCUGGUCGUGCUGAGCCUGUGGCCAGACAGCGCUUUUGCUCCUGGGCCACCUCCUGGACCCCCACGAGCCUCCCCAGACCCACGAGCAGAGCUGGACAGUGCUGUCCUCCUGACCCGCGCCCUCCUGGCAGACACUAGGCAGCUGGCGGCACAGCUGAAAGACAAAUUCCCAGCCGAAGGAGACCACAGCCUGGACUCCCUGCCCACCUUGGCCAUGAGCGCAGGAGCACUGGGAGCCUUGCAGCUCCCGGGAGUGCUGACACGACUGCGGGCCGACCUGCUGUCCUAUCUGAGGCAUGUGCAGUGGCUGCGCCGGACCGGCGGACCUUCUCUUCGGACCCUGGAGCCUGAGCUGGGCACCCUGCAGGCCCGGCUGGACCGGCUCCUGCGCCGGCUACAACUCCUGAUGUCCCACCUGGCCCUGCCCCAGGCAUCCCCAGAUCCCCCGGCGCCCCCACUGGCCCCUCCUGCCUCAGCCUGGGGAGGCGUCAGGGCAGCCCACGCCAUCCUGGGGGGAUUGCAUCUCACUCUCGACUGGGCCGUGCGGGGGUUGCUGGUGCUGAGGACUCGGCUGUGA
Trichechus manatus latirostris (Florida manatee) is the source of this 933-nucleotide messenger RNA. RefSeq names its product interleukin 11 (gene IL11). Gene Ontology annotation, molecular function: cytokine activity; growth factor activity. The coding region runs from base 1 to 933 and encodes 310 amino acids. The transcript is spliced from 4 exons. Gene Ontology annotation, biological process: positive regulation of MAPK cascade; positive regulation of cell population proliferation. Gene Ontology annotation, cellular component: cytoplasm. NCBI's taxonomy places the organism in Eukaryota, Metazoa, Chordata, Mammalia, Sirenia, Trichechidae. The record is from RefSeq and is a predicted model, not a curated record.